Messenger RNA from Zerene cesonia (dogface butterfly), 2044 nucleotides. Its product is annotated as organic cation transporter-like protein. Lineage: Eukaryota; Metazoa; Arthropoda; Insecta; Lepidoptera; Pieridae. The transcript is spliced from 4 exons. Gene Ontology annotation, cellular component: membrane. The coding region runs from base 400 to 1890 and encodes 496 amino acids. Gene Ontology annotation, biological process: transmembrane transport. Gene Ontology annotation, molecular function: transmembrane transporter activity. The record is from RefSeq and is a predicted model, not a curated record.
AAGUUACAUACCUUUGUCUGAUAGCGGAAAUAUUAAGUGACGAUAUCAAAACUGUAUUAAAUACUUAACGAACAUUAUCUGAACACUUGUAAGUGGCUGAAGCCGAAAGAGCAUUUUUGUUUUGUUUAUCGGUCAGCUUCAUGUCAGUCAGUAUGCUAUAUCAGUGAUUAUUGCUAAAUUGCCAUUGGGUAUGUUCACUUAAAUGACAGUAUUGCGAAGAAUUAUAAAUGAGCGAAGGCGCGAGCGCAACACAAAGGGAAAAAAAUGUUCGCAUAAACAGCAGCAACCAGCCAGUCUGUUGCCGUUUGCCGGAGAGCAAACGUAUCUCCUCACUGAGUACUGAGGCGCAUGUGACCGCGCGUGAUAGCUCUCGAGUGCCAACAGAUAACAGACUCAACAAUGGAUACACAUCGAAAGGAGGAUGAUGAAAAACCCGAAGCUCCGACGCAGAACUCUGACACAAUCCAAAAAGUUAUUGGGUCGUUCGGCAAAUAUCAGCUUUACUUAUGCGGUCUUAUAUUCCUCACAAAAUUUCCUGUAGCCUUUCAUCAAAUGGCUAUUCUUUUCCUGGCUCCGAAAACAGAAUACAUCUGUUUAGACGGCAACAGUACCCAUUGUCCAUGCGCUGAUCCACAAUACGAUACAUCUGUAUUCUCAAACACAAUAAUAAUGGAAUGGGACUUAAUAUGUGACAGGAAGUGGCUGACUAGUUUCACACAAACACUGUUUCAACUGGGAACAUUAGUGGGUAGCGUUGUUUUUGGAAUGGCAUCUGACAGGUUUGGGCGGAAAUUACCUCUACUGGCAGCGGUAGUAUUGCAAGUGACUAUGGGAAUCCUAGCAGCUUAUGUUCCUGGAUACUGGCCUUUUACGUUCAUUCGCUUCUUUGUUGGCAUGUCCGUCGGUGGUACAAUGGUCACUGGUUUCGUCAUCAUCAUGGAAUUUGUGGGAUCCCAGUACAGAGAUGUUAUAUCGGCUCUAUAUCAAGUCCCUUUUAACUUGGGUCACAUGUUACUACCGGUCUUUGGAUAUUUUAUCAGAAGCUACAAUACAUUCCAAUUCGCUAUUUCUUUUACAUCUAUAAUAUUAUUAUCGUACUUCUUCCUUGUUCCUGAAACACCAAGAUGGUUAAUCGCGAUGAAGAGGACGGAUGAAGCGGUGAAAAUACUGGAACGGGCUGCGAAAGUUAAUAAACUGCCAACGGACACGAUCAAGCAAGACAUAGAAAAAUACCAGAAGUCCAUAGAAAAUAAUAACCUCAAAAGGGGGAACAUCUUAGAUCUAUUCCGCACACCGAAUUUGAGAAAAAAUAUAUUGGCCAUGUCAUUCAAUUGGUUAACAUGCAGCUACUGUUUUUAUGGUGUAUCUCAGUAUGUAGGUCAGCUCAGUGGCAAUGUGUUUGUAAAUGUAGCAGCUAGCGCUAGCGUCACACUUUUGGGUACCGGGUGUUCCAUACCUCUGAUGAAGAUGAUAGGUCGAAGGACGAUCUUGAUAGUAUUUAAUUUUAUCUGUGCUCUAUGUUUAUUCAUUCUUGCUGUUCUGCCCCCUGGGCCGGGCACUGUGGUGUGCGCUAGCAUCGGAGUUGUAGCAAGUUUUAUUGUCUUCGUAGUUGUUUAUCUAUACUGCACGGAACUGUUUCCUACGGUAGUACGUAACGCGGCAAUUGGUUGUUCGUCGAUGAUGGCUCGUGUGGGAUCUAUGAUUGCGCCGUUUGUCGUCGGAUUGGGAGACAAAGCAGCGUGGAUGCCGGCCGUCGCGUUCGCUGUGCUCCCAUUAAUAGCCGGAUUUGUAACAUUAUUAUUGCCGGAAACUAAAGGCUGUGAAUUAAUGACAACUAUCGAAGAAGGGGAGAAAUUUGGCAAAAAAACACAGGAAAAUACAGAAAAAUAACAAAACUAUAUUUUUAGUUGAUGUAUGUCAUGUGAUUUAAAUGUAUUAUUUUGUACAUAAUAUUAUUAGAAAAAGUAGAUGCAUAUUAAAUAUCUUUUGAAUUUUUAUAGGUAAGUUGAUUUCUCAAGUGCGGUAUAAUAAAUUAUUGUUGACA